This is a messenger RNA of Mollisia scopiformis, 1329 nucleotides long. RefSeq lists its product as uncharacterized. Gene Ontology annotation, molecular function: protein binding. Gene Ontology annotation, biological process: protein import into peroxisome matrix, docking. Gene Ontology annotation, cellular component: peroxisomal membrane; peroxisome; peroxisomal importomer complex. The record is from RefSeq and is a predicted model, not a curated record. The transcript has 3 exons. Bases 1 to 1329 code for a protein of 442 amino acids. NCBI's taxonomy places the organism in Eukaryota, Fungi, Ascomycota, Leotiomycetes, Helotiales, Mollisiaceae.
AUGGCAGCGGUAUCACCGCCCAAGCCAUGGGAGCGUAAUGGGGCUGCGGGCGCGAGCACAGGUUUAAAUCAUAAAGCCCUAGCAACAUCUCCAAGUGUUUCUGCACUUAAUGGAGGACAAUCAACGACGCAGCCAACAUCCGCGGCGUCGUCUUCAUCUGCUCCGGCAAUCCCCCAGAGACCUUCAAGUCUCACCUCUGCAGUCAACAUAAACGCGUCGGCGUAUUCUCCUUACGGCGCAAACAGACUAGGAGGCGUAGGCUCACCGUAUGGUGGAAUUGGUAGUGCCUACUCAUCCCCAUACUCGAGGAUGGGAGGUAUGGGAUACGGCGGCUACGGAGGUGGGAUGUACGGCGGCAUGGGAGGAAUGGGAGGAUAUGGAUCCAUGUACGGAGGAGGGAUGUAUGGCGGCGGGAUGCCAGGCAUGCAACCAGAUCCGAAUGAUCCCAACAGCCUAACGAAUGGCUUCACACAGAGCACAGCAGCGACGUUUCAAAUUAUCGAGAGCAUAGUAGGAGCCUUUGGAGGGUUUGCUCAAAUGCUCGAGAGCACAUAUAUGGCUACACAUUCCAGCUUUUUUGCAAUGGUAUCCGUUGCUGAGCAAUUCGGAAAUCUAAGGAAUACUCUGGGUUCGAUACUAGGAAUUUUCACUCUCAUGCGCUGGCUACGAACGCUUUUUGCCAAGCUUACAGGCCGACCUCCUCCAGCAGAUGCUACGGCACUCACACCUAGUGCGUUUGCCAAAUUUGAAGGCCGAACACUCCCAGACGGCACUCAGGCCGUUGCUCCUAGACCAAGCAAGAAGCCAUUCCUCUUCUUCUUAGCGGCCGCUUUCGGUCUGCCAUACCUGAUGGGGAAGCUCAUCAAAGCUCUCGCAGCAUCACAAGAGGAGGAACAGCGAAGGCUGGCUGCCUCAGGCCAAGUACAGAUUGGACCAGAUGGCCAACCAAUUCAGCAAUUCGAUCCUUCAAAGCUCGAUUUCUAUCGUGUACUUUACGACUUCACACCCGAAUCAGGAGCAGCAGUGCAAGGUGUAGAUCUAGAGGUCAAGAAAGGCGACUUAGUUGCUGUAUUGAGCAAGACAGAUCCAAUGGGAAACCCCAGCGAGUGGUGGAAAUGUAGAGCGCGAGAUAAGCGUAUGGGCUAUCUUCCAGGCGUGUAUCUCGAACUUGCAAGACGGCCAGGUCAAGCAAUUGCUGAGAUCAAAAGCGCGAGCCAAAGUGGCAGUCGUGCAAGCAGUUUGACCAGUCAGACUCCGAAGCCUGUCAUCACUGGCAAGGCGGGUGACAUUGGAGUUGAGAGCUUUCAGAAGAGUUCGUUCUAUUCGUAG